This is a messenger RNA of Malaya genurostris, 1383 nucleotides long. RefSeq names its product RNA-binding protein 34-like. The transcript is spliced from 3 exons. The coding region runs from base 118 to 1314 and encodes 398 amino acids. Gene Ontology annotation, molecular function: mRNA binding. The record is from RefSeq and is a predicted model, not a curated record. Gene Ontology annotation, cellular component: cytoplasm; ribonucleoprotein complex; nucleus. Lineage: Eukaryota; Metazoa; Arthropoda; Insecta; Diptera; Culicidae.
UGGUUAUAGGCACUCUAGUGUAAGGUAUAGGAAUUCUCAGUACGGGAGAAAUUAAUAAGUUUUCAAGAUUGUCUGAGCCCGUUUUAUCCAUAAAUAUCCUUGUUGUGACAUUCUGAUAUGAAGAAUGUGAAAGAAAAAAUGACGAAGAUCAAGAAUAGCUCGAUUAGUGGAACACGUGCUCUGGAGAAUGAAAUACAAUCGGAUAUAUCUUCACGUAAUAAAAAACUAUUCAAAAAAUUAAAGAAAAACAAAGAAACGAAACAUGUAAAAACAGUGUUAAAGAAAGACUAUGAAACUAACAAUAGUCUUGAGAUAUCGAACAAAAAUAAAUCUACGAAAAAGCACCUCGCAAACAUGAAUGAGCUCACUGUGAAAUCUGAUAUUCUAAUGAGAUCACCAAAAACGACUAACAAAAUCAAGUUACUAUCAGCAGAUAAUGCUGUCAUAACUUCCGAGAGCGAAUCAGAAACCCAUACUGAUCUUUCACAAGGACAAAGUGCCAUCAAUCACUCAGAUUUAGUUCUAAAUGAAAAGACGGCUAAAACAAGAUCUGGUCCAGAACAUUCUAUUUUCAUUGGAAAUCUUCCAAAUACAGCUAAAAAAUCGACGUUAAAGACAUUGUUCAAACCUUUCGGUAAAAUAUUAACCAUAAGAUUCCGUACGAUUGACGGUGUCAUAUUACUAAAAAAAAAUGAUCGCAAGAAUGCAAAGGCUUUAAACUGUUACGUUCGUUUUGAAAAAAAGAAUGAAGCUGAAGCGGCAUGCUCCAUGAACGGCGAAACUAUUGAAGGCAAUAGGAUUCGUGUAUCUUUACAUUCACAAAAACAACUAGGACAUCAUUCUUCGACAGUGUUUGUAGGAAAUAUUCAUAAAAAUACAUCUGACAAUGAACUGUAUGAUUUCUUCAGCAAAGUUGGUGAUAUUGAGUAUGUUCGACAAAUUUCCGGAAAGUACAUAGCCUACGUAUGUUUCAAAAAAGGAAUUUCAAUCGCUAAGGCUCUGAAACUGAAUCAACAGUUAUUGAAUGGACGUCCGCUGCGUAUAAUGAAAGUGAAUCCUGAACAACAACACAUGCGUAAAAAUAAAAAGGGUAACAUAGUGCCGAAAAACCAGUUUUCUAGUGGAAACAAAUCAAUAAAAGUUGAGCAUCAGAUCAAUAAUGGAGAACUUCGGAAAAAACCAUCAAAAGACUUUCAUGGAACUGUUGCCAAAAGCACAGCACAUAAAAAGCAUAAAAUUAAAAUGUCGUCAUCGGAAAAAAAGAAGAAACACCUUGCACAAAAGUUGAUGGCUGUCAGAGUUAAGAAAAUAUAAUAAACCACACCCUAUUAUAUAGUUGUUUAUUUUUGAAUGCAAUACAUAAAUUUAGUACUUGAACUACAA